Messenger RNA from Eriocheir sinensis (Chinese mitten crab), 853 nucleotides. Its product is annotated as cleavage stimulation factor subunit 1-like. Gene Ontology annotation, cellular component: mRNA cleavage stimulating factor complex. NCBI's taxonomy places the organism in Eukaryota, Metazoa, Arthropoda, Malacostraca, Decapoda, Varunidae. Gene Ontology annotation, molecular function: protein binding; RNA binding. Gene Ontology annotation, biological process: mRNA 3'-end processing. The coding region runs from base 210 to 590 and encodes 126 amino acids. The transcript has 3 exons. The record is from RefSeq and is a predicted model, not a curated record.
AAAAAUUGAUAUAUAAAAAGGAGCCAUUUUGAGUUUGAAGUGGUCUGAGUAAUGGCUCAAAAAAAUGUUCUUGUAUAUUCCCUAUUUUCUCCUAUUCUAGGGCCUCUAGACGCCUACUGGGCCCACGAAAAGUUAGCUAGAAGAUUAAUUCACCCUUCCAAGUGGCUAAAGUGGAAUGUAGUUAAGUAGAAGACUUCCCUCUCCGGCAUAUGACCACAGCUGUUGUGUCCCGUCUCCUGGGCCAGCUGUUCUACGAUGGCCAUCAGAACUUCGCACAGGAGCUGGCCGUCAUUGUGGACCAAGAAGCCACGGCCGUCUCCCCUUCAGACCGGCUCAUGAACAUAAUCACCAUUGGACUGCAGCACGAACAUGAGGUGGAGCGGCCACUCAACCGCCUGGAGUACACGCUGGGGCCCGGCCUCGACUUGGCGUACGAAACGGAACCCCAGACCAGUGCCCCCGAGCCAGCCAUGUAUGAGACCGGCUAUGUCACCUCCCACAAGGACAAGUGUCGUGCUGCAGCCUUCUCCAUGGACGGGAGUUUAGUGGCCACGGGGAGUGUGGACGCCUCUAUAAAGGUAGUGUGCUGAGUUUGAGUAGUCUUACCUUGGGUAAGUUUAGCAUUUCAAACACACCACUUCAUAUAGUGCGCCGUAUUACUAAACAUUUCGUCGCCAAAGUUCACAUAUUUGACAAGGCUUUCAUAGGAGUUUUGGGCAUUUCCAGAAGUAGUUUUAUGACCCUGGUGGUUGUUUGACCCUCUUCUUUUGAACCUAAAGAAACACUCAUUAGAUCUCGAUUGAUCCCCUCUUUGACCUUUAGAAAUAGUUGGUGUGAAAAGUGAAAGUGUCAU